Molecule: messenger RNA, 2312 nt
Organism: Scleropages formosus (Asian bonytongue)
Lineage: Eukaryota; Metazoa; Chordata; Actinopteri; Osteoglossiformes; Osteoglossidae
Product: zinc finger protein 436-like
Exons: 2
Coding region: 97-2031 (644 amino acids)
Biological process (GO): negative regulation of transcription by RNA polymerase II; regulation of cytokine production; regulation of immune system process
Cellular component (GO): nucleoplasm
Molecular function (GO): RNA polymerase II cis-regulatory region sequence-specific DNA binding; DNA-binding transcription repressor activity, RNA polymerase II-specific
Source: RefSeq, a predicted model, not a curated record
AGGCACCCCAAGCAGGACUCGAACCCCAGACCCACGGGAGAGCCCCCCACGAAGGCAGCAGUUAACCACUGUUCUACCAGCUGUCCCAACUUCCAGAUGUUCAUUGUCUUCUUCUGUGCAUAUUUAUUACUUUAUUUCUGUUUAUUGGGCUGCAAACGCAGUGAAAACAUGCGAAGCGCACACGACCUGGCUGAGCGGGACCAAGCGGCUGGAGGCACUGACAUCAUGAUCAUCACCUCCUGCUCCAUCAUGUCCCAAUCUCAGCAUGAAGACGGCCAACAGUGUGUGUUAAUCCUGGAACAGAGACGACGACUCCUUUCCUUCCCCCCAUCUGAACACCCUUCAGUGUCACUGCACAGCCUCCCAUGUGAAUCACAGUGCUUUGGGGACACGGUGACCUCUUACUCUGAGGACUCAGCAGCACUCAUGGAUAUGUGUGUAAAAAGUGAGCCUGAAGAUGAGCACAUUUCCCACCCUAGAUAUUGUGCUGAUGUCCACAGCUUCGGUGCUGAAGAGAUGGGCUCAGGGCUGCACCUGGAUACCGAGCACAUUAAAUCUGAGAUUUUCACGGUCAAAAUAAAGGAGGACAAUACAGAUCUACAGCUGUGCAGCACCACUGAGAAGCUCAGUCUUCCCUCAGAGCCGUUAAACUGUUUUACUGGUUGUUUAGCCAAACAGUAUAAAUCGGAUAGAGGUGAACUCAAGGUAGAGCAGCAUUCUCAGUUACAAGAACCUUCCCGUAUAGAGGAGAAAGUUGAUGAAGCUUCUCAUAAUGGGAUAAAAGAAGAGUAUGCAGAUUUACUGGUGAAUAAAUUAAGCAUUUUUCCUUGCUCUUUGUCAAGACUUUGUAAGGUAGAGAUAGUUGAAAGUAACAUUGACCUGCAUUCUCAGUUACAGAGUCACUGUACUACAGAGCCAGCAGUUAUGGAAGCUGCAGUCUACAGUAUUAAGGAGGAGUCUCCGGAUCUACAGGUGAAUGCAAUAAGAUCAGUCCCUUGUUCAUUAUCUGUACAAUAUAAAUCUGAGACGCAUGAAGUUAAGGUAGAACCGUAUUCUCCACUUCAGGAACCCACUAGUGCAGUGUCGACAGCUGAUAAUAGUGGUACCAGUAAAUGGCAAUGUUUUCAGUGUAGAAAGGUUCUUAAGAGCCAGUCAGGUUUGAAAGUCCAUUUGCAGACUCAUUCUGGUGACAAAUAUUGUUGCAUGCAGUGUGGAGCAACUUUUUCUCGCGUUUGUCACUUAAAACGACACCAGCUUCUUCAUUCUGGAGCAAAACCGUAUAAAUGUAGUCAGUGUGGAAAGACUUUUUCCCGAAGAGAUGCAUUAAAACAGCACCAGUUCAUUCAUUCACCUGAGAAGCAGUGUACACAUAGUCAGUGUGGGAAGAAUUUAUCACUGCUGGAACAGUUAAACCAGCACCAGCCAUUUCAGUGCAAGAAAAAAUAUAAAUGUACUUACUGUGGAAAGAAUUUUUCUAGUCAGAAUUAUUUAAAAAGACAUGAGUUCUUUCACUCUGGUCUUAAACCAUAUAAAUGUAAUGAGUGUGGAAAGAAUUUUUCUCAGUCUUGUAACUUAAAACAGCAUCAGAUUAUUCAUUCUGGUGAAAAACCAUAUAAAUGUAGUGAAUGUGGCAAAAGUUUUUCCCUUAGAGGUCACUUGAAACAGCACCAGCGUAUUCAUUUCGGUGAUAAACCAUUUCUGUGUAAUCAUUGUGGGAAGUGUUUUUCCAGAGGAGAUAACUUAAAGCUCCAUCAGCGUGUUCAUUCUGGUGAGAAACCAUAUGAGUGUAAUGAAUGUGGGAAAAGUUUUCUCAGAGAAGAUCGCUUAAAGCAGCACCGUCGUGUUCAUUCUGGUGAGAAACCAUACAUAUGUAGCGAAUGUGGAAAGAGUUUUUCCCGAGAAGAUCGAUUAAAACAGCACCAGCGUGUUCAUUCUGGUGAGAAACCAUAUAAGUGUAGUGAAUGUGGGAAAAGUUUCUCUCGAGCAGAUCGCUUAAAGCAGCACCAGCUUGUCCAUUCUGGUAAAAAAUGAUAUACACUGAGCUUGUUUGGAAAGAGCUCUUCCCAGUUUGGCAGGUUAGAAGCAUUAGCUUGUUCAUUCUAGAGAAAAACUAUAUAAAUGUAGUAAAAUGUGAGAUCGUUGAAGGGCUCCUGGUGUUUCAAAGUGUUGAACCUUCAUCCAGAAGAAGCUGUAACUGUGUAAGAUUGUCAUGAUCUCUUAAAAAUUGCUUUAUGUUACACUACGUGACUCAAAAUGUAGCAAGCAUAAUUUUGUAAUAUAUUACUUUUUUGGUUACAUUUAUUAAAACAUGA